AUGGCUGUCUUUGGUUCAAAGUACAAGUUGAGUAUCAUAUUCAAUGUAAUACUGAGUGCACCUGGAGAUGAGCACAACGUGAUGAAGCCAAAUGUUGUACUAAUUGAACUGUUUAGAAAGUUUCUGCUUUCAUCUGUUGGAUGUUUUUUACUUACAGUGUUGGUAGCCCUUUAUGAAGAGCCAGAGAAACCAAAUAGUGCACUGGACUUUCUGAAGCAUCAUAUAGGAGCUGCUGCUCCAGAAAAUCCAGAAAUAGAGGCCCUUCGUCUGGAAGUGGCAGAGAUGAAAGAAAAAUAUGAAGCAGUGCUGGAAGAAAACAAAAAACUAAAAUCUAAGCUAUCUCAGUAUGAACCACCUCCAGAGGAGAAGCGGGGUGAAUAGGAAUGUUUUCAUCUUCUGGUUACUUAACUGAAUAAAGGGCUUCAUUGGAAGUUCA
Molecule: messenger RNA, 436 nt
Organism: Pelodiscus sinensis (Chinese soft-shelled turtle)
Lineage: Eukaryota; Metazoa; Chordata; Testudines; Trionychidae
Source: RefSeq, a predicted model, not a curated record